Molecule: messenger RNA, 457 nt
Organism: Saitoella complicata NRRL Y-17804
Lineage: Eukaryota; Fungi; Ascomycota; Saitoellomycetes; Saitoellales; Saitoellaceae
Exons: 1
Coding region: 28-240 (70 amino acids)
Source: RefSeq, a predicted model, not a curated record
ACGAUGAUUUACGCUUCGAAUUAUACGAUGACGAAAUCGAGUGGGAGUGGAGCGACGAGUACGUUGGUGAAUAAUGGCUGGGCGAUUGAGAGUGGGGGGGUUGGUGGGAGCUUGUUGAGUGCGGGGGCGACGAGUGGGGCGGGAAGGAUGAGGGUACCGGUUUCGGCUGGGCAUUUGUCCGCAGCAGUUGCUGGGCUUGGCGUUGCGGUGGUGCUGGCGCUCGUUGGAUGUCUGGUAUGAAGUGGAAGUUGAUGGACGAUUCAUUUAAGUGAAGAACUGGAGUGGAAUUUGAAGUGAUGUGCGUCUCACGGCUGGCCGUGAUCCACGCACCACAAAGAACGAGAAGGAAGAAAUCGAGCGGGGUUUUGCAUCUUUUAACUAGGUUUUCGUGUCACUGCUAUACCCAUACACAUACCAAUUCAUUGUCAUUAUUGUCAGUUGGUUGUAUCGACCGCGA